Molecule: messenger RNA, 1029 nt
Organism: Erinaceus europaeus (western European hedgehog)
Lineage: Eukaryota; Metazoa; Chordata; Mammalia; Eulipotyphla; Erinaceidae
Gene: PCSK1N
Product: proprotein convertase subtilisin/kexin type 1 inhibitor
Exons: 3
Coding region: 69-851 (260 amino acids)
Biological process (GO): negative regulation of endopeptidase activity
Molecular function (GO): endopeptidase inhibitor activity
Source: RefSeq, a predicted model, not a curated record
CCAUUAGCCUGGUUGUUACGCAUUUGCCAGCCAGUCCGCCCGACCGGAGCCCGGCUUUCUGGGGCAGCAUGGCGGGGUCGCCGCUGCUUCGGGGGCCGCGGGCCGGGGGCGUCGGCCUCUUGGUGGUGCUGCUGCUAGGCUUGCUCCGUUCACCUCCCUCGCUCUGCGCAAGGCCAGUGAAGGAGGCUCGCAGCCUGGGCGCGCCCUCGCCGCCAGUGGUGGAGGCCAGCGGUGCUCGCCGCUUCCGACGGGCACUGCCGCGGGCGGAAGCGGCGGGGGCGGUGCAGGAGCUGGCGCGGGCGCUGGCGCACCUGCUGGAGGCCGAGCGGCAGGAGCGGGCGCGGGCGGAGGCGCAGGAGGCCGAGGACCAGCAGGCGCGUGUCCUGGCACAGCUGCUGCGCUCCUGGGGCGCUCCCCGCACCCCGGAGCCACCUCCGGCCUUGGACGACGACCCGGACGCCCCAGCCGCCCAACUCGCCCGCGCCCUGCUUCGCGCCCGCCUCGACCCGGCCGCCCUUGCAGCCCAGCUGCUCCCUGCCCAGGCCCCUGCACCACUCAGGCCCCGGCCCCCAGUCUACGACGAUGGUCCCCCUGCGGGCCCCGAACCAGAGGACGCGGGCGAUGAGACGUCAGAUGUGGACCCCGAGUUGCUGAGGUACUUGCUAGGGCGGAUCCUCGCUGGAAACUCCGAGCCUGAGCCCGCCGCUGCCCCACGCCGCCUCCGCCGAGCCGCCGACCAGAAUCCAACCCCUGACGUGCUGCCCGAGGGCGUGCUGGGGGCUUUGUUGCGGGUGAAACGCUUGGAGACCCCCGCGCCUCAAGCGCCAGCCCGCCGCCUCCUGCCACCCUGAGGGAGGCCAGACCCUUGUCUCUCUGGGGCCUCAGUCCCGGUCCCCAACCCUGGCCUGCCUGUCCCCCCAUUUACGCCCCCGCCAGCACGUCAGCGCCCGCCCACACCAGCUAGUAGCAUUUGCUGCGCUGUAACAAGAGCCCCACCUCUGUCCCCACAAUAAAUCCGAUCUGAAGCAA